GGUCACAUGACGUUGAGCGCUCCGUAUAAAUGAGGCGGGGCGCGGGAAGAGUCAGAGUGUGUUGAACGUAUUUGGAAAUCGGUGUGUUGUGAAGAGUUCGCUUUACGGCUUGUCGACAUGAAUCCAGGUAUGAAACAGAAACUUGCCAUGGAGAAGCCUGCAAUGUCAAUCAAGAACUUCUUUACGGACAAAACAGAGGUUACUCAAAGGAGGACACUUAAAGUCAUUCAGCCUUCUGCCACUGGCCAACUUGUCGGUCGUGCCAAAGAGCCUACCAAAAACUCCACCAAAAGGAAGCUGUGGAAUGACCAAGGAACACUAAAAAAGGCAAAGGUGGAAGUUGCUAUUGAUCCAGAGCAGAGGAAAAAUGCAGACUGUUCAAGUGAGGCUUAUGAGCUCAUGAUUAAAGAAACCCCCUCCAUCCAGUACUGGAAAGAGCUUGCAGAGGAAAGGAGAAAAGCACUUUAUGAAGCCUUGCAGGAAAAUGAAAAGUUGCACAAAGAAAUUGAUCUUAAAGAUGGGGAGAUUACUCGGCUAAAACAAGAAAACGACGAGCUCCUGGAACUGGCAGGACAUGUACAGCACAUGGCUAACCUGAUUGAGAGACUUACAGGCAGUGCACCACAAAGCCUUGAAGAUUUAAAAAAUCUAGACCUAGAGGAAGCAAGAUAUGAAGAUGAAGCAGAGGAGGAAGAAAGAUAUGAAGAUGGAGCAGAUAAGGAAGCAACAUGUGAAGAUGAAUCAGAGGACUACAGUUCUUCAGAUGAUGAUCUUUAAUUUAAACCUGAAAGAACUUUUAAGUGGCCACUGCCUGGGCUGUUUGUCCUGUUAGACUUGAAACUGCCACUAUUUUCAUACUUGUAGCUAGGAAAAGCUACUAUAAACUCAUUCAAAUAUGGAGUCUUUAAAUGCAGUGCAAAAUCCAAACAGGCACUUUUCAGUUGGCCACUUGUUUUAAUGCAAAUACUAUGUAUUUUUAUCUUGCUUGUAAAUAGUUUUUUUUUUUAUUCAAUGGCCUUGAUAAAAGGUAGUUAAAUAUUUUUUGCCAAAUAAACUUCAGUUGGAGC
Messenger RNA from Rana temporaria (common frog), 1067 nucleotides. It is a transcript of the gene GMNN, whose product is annotated as geminin DNA replication inhibitor. The transcript is spliced from 7 exons. Bases 118 to 777 code for a protein of 219 amino acids. The record is from RefSeq and is a predicted model, not a curated record. Gene Ontology annotation, biological process: negative regulation of cell cycle; negative regulation of DNA replication. NCBI's taxonomy places the organism in Eukaryota, Metazoa, Chordata, Amphibia, Anura, Ranidae. Gene Ontology annotation, cellular component: nucleus.